CAAACGUACAGCUGAACGAGUGUGUUUCUCGCGCAAUCUCCGCAAACGCUAAAUCACCAUUCCUGAGGUAUCUCUAUAAUAGCAUAGGCAUUCGUGUGUCGGUAUAGGAGACGUUGUAAAUCUGUGCGCAUAAAAAAGCAGAUCGAAAGAGCCAGAAAGGACAACCCGAGAAUUCCUCCGGAAAGUGCGAUCGAGAGUGCGGUUUGGUGCGUAUACGUUUGUGAUUGAAAGCAAAGUGUGAAAGUCACGCAAAAGUUUCACUUAGUGCUCAAUUUGUUGCGAAGUGGAUUAAGUGCAAAGUAUUGUCGAACGGCUAAGUAGCCAGGAGGGAAAAAGAUAGCCAAAGUAUCGGACCCCAACGCACACGUACGGUUCACACAUACAGACGAAAACCUGUUGCGCAUUUGCUGUCUCAGUUGCCAGCUCUUGAUCGCUCACACACAGCGCACGGAGAUUCAGCUAGAGGGAAAAACACACAAAGUUGUGACGGCGGUGACGUGUUGUGUGUUUGAAAGUUCGCCGAAGUUAGACAUCGAGUGGAUCAAGCAGAAUCGGCAGUAGAGCAGUGAUCGACGUGCUUUCGUUCGCCAGUUACCACAAAUAGUAGAAUUUGCUAAACCACCGUCAAAGAACCACAGUCGAAAUAGGUAAUCCGGAUCGACGCGAUUUUCGUAGUGUUCGUAGGGCCAUCGAAUCGAUCGGGAAACCAAAUCGACCGGCAAUCGGGCACAACGGCGCAACGAUGGCGUCCACGCUGAUGUUCUGGAACAAGCAGAACUCCAACAGUCAAAACGGGAACGAUGCCAAGAACACAAAGAACGGUCGCAAUUGGCUGCAUGCUCCCGACGUACUGGUGAACGGUCAUGUUGCUUAUCUAGUCAAAUUCCUCGGAAGCACACCAGUCGAGCAAGCGAAAGGAAUCGAAGUGGUGAAAGAAGCCAUUCGGAGGUUACAGUUCACACAGCAGAUGAAAAAGGCGGAAGGUGGCAGUAACGUCAAAACGAAGAAGGUCGAGAUCACCGUUAGCGUUGAUGGUGUAGCGAUACAGGAACCCCGAACCCAGACGAUUUUGCAUCAGUUCCCGCUGCAUAAAAUCUCGUACUGUGCCGACGAAAAGGGCGUUAAAAAAUUCUUUAGCUUCAUCGCAAAAACCGGCACCGGGGCGUCAACGCAAUCUCUCAGUACCGCCAGUGACGAUACGCAUUCGUCUCACUCAGCCGAUCAGGAUGGCCAGCACGAGUGUUUUGUGUUUAUCUCGAACAAACUGGCGUCGGACAUUACGCUUACGAUCGGGCAGGCAUUCGAUCUAGCUUACAGACGCUACGUGAAUGACAGUGGCAAAACAGUGGAAACAUCGAAGUUGCAAACCCAGAACAAACAGCUGGAGAACACGGUUUCCGCGUACCGUCAACGCCUGAAGGACCUCUCGGAGCUAGUGUCGAAGCCGGACUUGGACAAACUGCUGCUGAGGCUUGGACUCCGUGAUAUCUACGAUGUGCCAGCGUUGGAAAACGGCCUCGAUAGCCACAUGGCCACAGUCAAUGGCAGUAAGACGCCGGAUCUGGUCAAUCUUUCAGGCAUCGAUGUGUCGUUACCAAACAAUGAUGAUCAACUGUUGAUCGAAACAUCACCGAAGCACUUUGCUCCACUCGUUCCACCCCGGAAUAUACAAAAUCAGAUCAACAGCACACUGGAAGCAUUCAAACCUUCAGUCGGAACAAAGAUGGAAGGUUUGCUUUUAAAUUCCGACUCGGAUAGUGAUUUUGAUCCGCGUGCUCCGGACAAUGACAGUCCUUCGAUUGGUGGAAACAAAAUCAGCAAUGAUCUGUUCGGAUUUGAACCACCGAAGCAAAGCAUAGGCCAACAGCUGUUUACUAGCAGCAGUAGCAGCAACCAUAACAGUUUCACCAACGGAAACAAUGGCAGCAACGGAUGCGGUGCUCCCACAAGUCCUCCUCCAAUUCUGGCUCCUCCUCCACAGAAAUCUGCCCCACGAAGGACAACCUCAGUUAACCAGAACAGUGGUACGGCUAUCAACGGUAACGGAUAUCAGGAUUUGUUCGGGUCGGCACCUUUCAAUCCACAGGACACUGCCAUCGACAAUUCCUUCGCAGUAAAUGGUCAUUCCACUGCUAUUUCUUUCACGGAUGAGAUCGAAAACUUUGCUGAUAGCUCGUCCAAAGUGGACGAAGUACUAUCGUUGAACAAAGCUUUUUACAAUUAUUCAUCGGUUCCAACGGCUACUAAUUCGCUUUCGAACCCAUUUGCUACAUUAACUGCCCCUGCUCAAAAUAUCCAAAGAACCAACCCACUAGAUGUAACCAAACAGAAUGCCACGUUGUACGAUGGGUUCCAGACCGGCCACAGCAACGUUGAAACGCGCACCGGUAGUACUUCACCGAACAUUAAUUCCGGUACUAACUAUACCAUCCAACAGUCACAACAAUCGGCAAAGCAUGCAAAUUCGAAUUCUACGCACGCGGAACUAUCUGAUUCGGAAGCUCUUUUUGAAAACUUUGCUUUAUCGGCUUUUAAUGAAUUCAAGAGAGAUUUAAGCAACUCCACCAAUCGCCAGAAGGGUGUCACAAACCGUGUUGAAACGAACGGAAAGCGAAUGCCGACGUCGAUGGUUAAUAAAGAUCUCAAUGCCGGCGGCAAGAAUACAGUCAUUACCGCAAAUCUCAACAUUAAUGGUUCACUAUUGCUCGCUACUGGUCCUACAUCACAGUUUACUCAAAAGACAUCAAAGAACGGCUUGUUCACCUCGGAUGACCUGCUGGACACGUUCGAUCCACUGAAGAAGUGAUGCCCCCAAUCUGGAAACCUGGAAUUCUGCACGUUUCCGUCUGGAAUUUUUUGUUUGUUUAUUUUUUUUUUCGGCUCGUUGUUUGAUUCUGCUGGUUUGAACGAAACGCCACCUCCUAUUCAAACUGGGUCUAUCUUCAGAUUUGUUGUUUGUAACGAGAGAAUCUCUGCAAUUAUGCAUCUACAUUUACUAAUCAUUAGAUUUGUUUUAUCCCAGAGAGAUCUGCUGAUGAUGAGCGAGUGGAAAAUGAAAGUUUGUGUAUGCUAUCUGUUUUACUAGGAAAAACUAUUUGAAAUAUCAGUUUAAUGUCUAAAGUCAUUGGCUAGAUAAUGUGGUGAAAAUAUUUUUGUAAUUGAAUUAAUCGUCAUGUUAGGAACAUUUAUGCUAAAGUAUUAAUCAUCAGAAAUAAAUUUGCGACUAUGUAGGUUAAUGAAAUUUCCCAUGUUUUAUCCUUUAUCACUCGGGAAUGACGGAUGGGAAAAAAAAACAUUCCAUUGCUCGAGAAAUGUACAACUUCCGAGUGUUGCAUGCAAUAAUGAUUUAAGCUGAACAUUUGUAGGCGCGUAAGUGCUCUCUACCAUCGACUAGCAGAUAACCGAAUGAAUUCAAUCGAAUCCAAAUAUUGCGCACGGAUAUGGUGCUAUUGAUAUUGGAAACUCUUGUAUUUUCCAAUUUUGUUCAAAUUUUCUCAAAAACAGAGUAAAAAGACACAUUUUUGGAUUUUUUUUUGUCAAUUUUUAUUACGUAAAUUGCAUACGUAUCUAUUUUCCAAGGUAACUAAUAAUAAUUUUGAUUCACGUUGCCCCAUUGGGUUUGGUCCACUGACUGUGAAAAAUGUCAGGUGGAAUUUUUUUUUCGUUCAUAAGAUAAUUAUGUUAGUAAAAACUGUAAUUGUAAUAAAUGGAUCAAAUGAAAACGUAGAAUAAAACAGAAUAUUUUUGUUAGAUUAUAUAUGCUAUAUUAUUUAGAAUUUACAAGGAGCGCAAUCAACAACUAUAUAAAUGUAUCAAAUAAUUACUAACUGUAGAUUCAUUGUUAUUCUAGUUUUAGUAUCGUUUAGUACCCAAUAUGACCAAUAAAUAUAAAUAAAGAGCAAAAUUGUGGAAGUAGCUGAUGGCGCAUCCGAAUAA
Molecule: messenger RNA, 3936 nt
Organism: Malaya genurostris
Lineage: Eukaryota; Metazoa; Arthropoda; Insecta; Diptera; Culicidae
Gene: ced-6
Product: PTB domain-containing adapter protein ced-6
Exons: 12
Coding region: 743-2806 (687 amino acids)
Source: RefSeq, a predicted model, not a curated record